This is a messenger RNA of Iphiclides podalirius (scarce swallowtail), 321 nucleotides long. Lineage: Eukaryota; Metazoa; Arthropoda; Insecta; Lepidoptera; Papilionidae. The record is from the annotation of a GenBank genome assembly.
AUGUGUUCGAACAUAAAGUGUUUCGUCGCCGAUACUUUGGACACUCUGGUGGAAAGCCACAGAGCCGUCGCGGUAAUAGCGGCGGUGGUGCUACUCAGCAUAAUCAUUCCUCUCGUAACGAAGGCGGUGCACAACAAGUCGGAGACGAAGGUUCUGAAAAACAUCCUGAGCACAAUGACGUCACCAACUUCAUCGGUAUGCUUCAGGCACGAACGUCUCUCCAAAACCGAAAUAAAAGCGGAGAAUAAAAAGAACUUCUUUCAGAGGAUAUUUCGGCCUAAACAGCCUGCGACGGGUGUGAUUAAGAAAUCUUCCGAGCAG